Molecule: messenger RNA, 1577 nt
Organism: Kickxella alabastrina
Lineage: Eukaryota; Fungi; Kickxellomycota; Kickxellomycetes; Kickxellales; Kickxellaceae
Exons: 1
Coding region: 421-1500 (359 amino acids)
Source: RefSeq, a predicted model, not a curated record
UCAAACAACAAAAACAACAAAAACAACAACAAAAAGGAAACAAUAUAAAUAUUAUAUCUUUUUUCUCUUUCCCCUUUUUCAACUUUCAAUCGCUUCUUUUUUUUAUCUAUACAUUCUUUCUAUUUUCUCUCCCCUCUCCCUCCCUCCACCUCUCUUCCCUCUUUUUUAUUCUUAUUAUUUCAUUCCUUUUCUUUCACGCCCCCCUCUCCCCUUCUUCUUUUUUAGACAUAUCCUCCUCCAUUUACGCAUACCGUCACGCUACACUAUAAAUUAAACUUCAUUCAUUCAUUCUACUUUUAUACUCAUACGCUCUUUUCUUCCAUUUUUCUUCCUUUCUUUCAAAAAAACCCCCUCUCUCUAUUUCUAUCGCUUUACCUCUUUCCACACAAACAUUCGAGUUCACAGACCAAAAUUCAGGCAAUGUUGGUUAACACUUCCGAACAACAGGCGCAUCACCACGCGACAGCAAAAUGCCUACGCGCCACAGCCUCAGAACCGCCACAGUUAUCAUCUAGACCGCCGCCACCAGCACACCUGUUCUGCUCCACAAUGACAGUGAUGAUGAUCAACAGCAGCAUAUUCACACGCUUCCUCCUGCCCACCCGGCUAUUCGCAUCCGCAAUACUCCCACUGUCACUGUCGCCAGAAUCCACAGCAACAACAACAGCAACAGCUUCAUCCUUGACGUCCAUCACUAAAUAUCUCUGGGCAUCCCUGUGUUCUGCAUGCAAAUGGGCUUCGACAGCUGCCACAACCAGCCAGAUCAACGACAGCAAUAGCAGCAGCAGCAGCAUACUCGGCAGUGAAUUACACACUUCUCCACCAGAAUACUCCUCCGACCUUAAAUACGGCUUCCUACAGGGAACAUUCGGGCUCCCCUAUGGCGGGUACAUAGUGAGGCCGGCUUACGGACUGCGCACAACACUAACAUUGACGGACUCCGCCAGCAUGUUCAGCGUCUUCGGCACUAAGCAGGAGAUAAUAUCCUACCUGCGGUCCAUGCAAACCAUGGUGUUUACAAAAAUGACUGCGCGCACAUACACCAGCGACAUUGUCGUCGAACUGUACCGCACAACUGAGCAUAAUCAAAUGACCCUUUUGCGCAGACUGUUGGAUUUCUCACCGCAGAGGCAGUUAGUUAUACGGGCGGGGAGAUCAUUUACGCCGUCGGAUUUUAAACCCUUGGUCAGAAUCCAGGCACCGCAAGGCUUGAGACUGUGCGAGAUUGCGGGAAUUCUAGAGGAUACCGCUGGGGGAGCGGCUGCGGCUGCGGUGGCUCCGUUGGGUGGGAAAAAAUUUGCUGUUAAUUUGACCAGGGAUAAGGAGCUGAAUAUUAGAGUCAUGGGAAGAUUGCGAUCUGCUUCUUCUUCUGUUGCGCUUCUGGGUGGUCGAGAUGAAGGAUCGCUUGCAUGCUUUGAUGCUUCUUCUUCUGACUGUGCUGCGCUUUUGCCGCCUUAUGAAAUAUGCCUAAAUGGAUUACCACCUGCUUAUUCUUUGUGAAUAAAAAAAUAGGAUGUGUUGUGUUUUCUUGGUUUCUUUAUUUGUCUUUACCUUUGUUUUAUUUGUCUAAUUUAACA